Molecule: messenger RNA, 177 nt
Organism: Sphaeroforma arctica JP610
Lineage: Eukaryota; Ichthyosporea; Ichthyophonida
Exons: 1
Source: RefSeq, a predicted model, not a curated record
CAGAAGUCAGCCAAGAAGGGUGUCGUGCCCACAGAAAUGACAUGUUUGCGCGCAACACAUACUGCACAGAAGGUGUUCACAGGAUAUCGAAACGGCUCUGUGUACGUACACGAUCUACGAGAACCUUCUCACAAGAGACCCCGAAACGCACCCAUUGGUAGGUACGAUGGAGUCUGA